AUGUAUAAGUAUAAACUUAUUGUAUUAGUAGCAACCCUAGUACUAUGCCAGGGGACAGUAGUACAGCGCCGUAGCAUUUUAUUGGCCGGCGGGGGUUUAUUGGCCGGUGGCCUAAUAGGUGGUGCCCUAGCAAACGGGGCUUUACAUGCCGGUGCCGCGGCAGUACAUGAAGUUAGCGCUGACAAUCAUGAAGGUGUCGAUGGUAGCACUCACUGUAGUACCGGUGCUACUAGGGUUGCUGGUAUCGGUAGUGCAAUCGGUAAUGGUAUCGGCAGUGGUAUUAGUGCCGGUGUGAGUAAACUGACGGGUGGUGUGACAGAUGUUUUAGACGGCAAGGAAAGUUUGAUUGACCAAGGUGUUAAUUUUGUUGCUGGAGGUGGGAUCAGUGGUGCUAUCGGUACUGCCGUGGGUAGUGGUGUCGGCGCCGGAUUGAGGGAAACGAUGGGUGGCGUGAAGGGUGCGUUAGGCGGUGAGGACACUAUGUUAGGCAAAGCUACCGGUGCUGUUACGGGAGUUAUUGGAAAGGGAGCCGCAGUUGGGGAUAAAGUUUUGAAUACAGGUGUUAUCGGUGGCCUAAUAAAUGGUGACCUCGUUAAAGGUGCCUAUGGAGCCGGUAAAGAUUUAUUUGGAAAAGUAACAAGUGGUGGUGUUUUGGAUGCUGGCAAAGUGCUGGCACUGGAUCAGGUUCAUAUGGUGGUCAAACCGGUAGUGUUUUUGGUGGAAAUGGAGGUUCAUUAA
This is a messenger RNA of Oppiella nova, 738 nucleotides long. NCBI's taxonomy places the organism in Eukaryota, Metazoa, Arthropoda, Arachnida, Sarcoptiformes, Oppiidae. The record is from the annotation of a GenBank genome assembly.